AGAAGGAGAUAAAAAAAGAUGAAAGAAGCUAUGGCCGAGUUGAAGAAGAAUGUGGAGUUGCUGGUACAUAAUGCAAUGGAGGAGCACAUUGCAAAGUUCUUGAAGUCUGGCACGUUUGAUGAGAUAGUGAAUCUGUAUCGAUUGCCCACUGUUAUCUUGGCUUUCACGAACUGCAGAAAGAAGGUGAAAUCGCAAUAUCCCGAAGUGGACGUUACAAAAGGUUGUACAAUUUUUCCUCCGAACUUCGACUUCAAGUUCGUUGCAGUGGAAGAAAAGGUUGCAGAGGUAAAGGGUACAGAAGAGGAAGGGAACCAGCCACCUCCUCCAGUGGAAGUGCAUACAAUUCCUUUAGAAGAGGGUCAGCCAACUCAUCUAGAAGCAGGAUAGCCACCUCUUCCUACUGAGGAAGAGCCACGUCAGCCACCUUUUCCUGUUGGGGAACAGCCACCUCCUCCAACGAAGUAGUUAGGGGUUCCAUUUUUGGGUUUAUGUCUUAUGUUAAAAUUGGAACAAUUUUUAUUUUGAACAUUUUGUAAUAUUUAUUAAUUAAUUUAAAAUUUUUUG
This is a messenger RNA of Rubroshorea leprosula, 564 nucleotides long. Lineage: Eukaryota; Viridiplantae; Streptophyta; Magnoliopsida; Malvales; Dipterocarpaceae. The record is from the annotation of a GenBank genome assembly.